Messenger RNA from Aureobasidium vineae, 1635 nucleotides. NCBI's taxonomy places the organism in Eukaryota, Fungi, Ascomycota, Dothideomycetes, Dothideales, Saccotheciaceae. The record is from the annotation of a GenBank genome assembly.
AUGGCCACACCAACACUAGACCAAUUCCUCUCCGAAAUAAACCGCAUCACACUGUCCAAAGACUCUGUUCAACUAUCUCAAUACCUGGUUAUAGAGCCACCUUACGCACCUUCGUACAACACCAUCAUUGGCGAGUUGCGAAAGUCGUUUCCCAAGGGCUCUGAAGAUGCGCUAGAGAAGAAAAUCAUCAAGGUUGUUAAGAUCAUUGAUGGGGGUGACGAUGUGGAAGUGGCUAGUUGGAGUGCGUUUAGCAGGUUUAUGGUGUUGUAUUUUGGGUUCUUGAGGGAUGUUGAUGUGGGUAAUUUGUUGGAGACUUUUGGGUUGUUGAGUGAGGUUUUGCAUGGUGGUGGUGAANAAGCAAACUCGGCCCUCCAAAACCAAACCCACGGCACAACAAUCCUCGACACGGUAAUCGCCUACUCACGCAUGUUCGCCCGCCUCGCCAUGGGCCUCGACAAGAAACCAGAACUCAUCGGCCACCUCACCACAACCUCUUCUUCCUCUGGCGGCGGCGACGACUCAGGCCCCCGCGAAACCCUGCCCGAGCGCGCCGCAAAUAUCAUCCGCUACGCCUUUGUCGCCUGCCUAAACGACCGCAGCGGCUCCUCACCCACCGGCAUCGACCGCAACGGCAACCCCGAAGGAAAACGCAAAGGCAUCUACGUACUCGCAAACCUGUGCCUAAAAAUCCUCUUCGCAUGCCGCAAAACCCGCGGUGCUGCCCAAAUCUUCGAAAACAUUUUCGUGCUGUCACCGCCGUUGGGGGCGUAUCCAAAGGCGCAAAGGGUUACUUAUUUGUAUUAUUUGGGCAGGUUUUUGUGGGCGAAUGGGCAUGCGUGGCGUGCGCAAAAGGCGCUGUUGCAGGCGUGGAGGGAGUGUCAUGCGCAGUGUUUGCAGCAAGGGCGCUUGAUUCUCAUUUUCCUGAUUGCCGCGAAUAUGGUUUGUGGACGGUUUCCGUCUGAGCAGAUGUUUGCGCGACCAGAGGCGUAUGGCUUGAGAGAGAGGUUUCAGCCAUUGUGCAGGUAUAUCGCAAAAGGCGACAUCGUGGGCUUCAGACGGCAUCUGGAUAUUGGAUCUGAGCACUAUGCAUGGUUCUCGGGCUAUCGCUUGGACUUGCAACUGAGGAACAGGUGUGAGGUUNUUGUUUGGAGGUCUAUCUGUCGAAAGACUUUUAUUCUACAUGGAGAUCCUGGUAACCCCGAGGCUCGAAAGGCCCCGACUUUCGAUCUGAAGGAUGUGCUGGCCAUCUUCUGUUGGCAGGAGACCAUUUACGCCAUACCGCCUGGAGCCUCCCAACCUGACAACUACAUCGACCCGGAUUUUGUCGGUGUGGUCGACGAACCGACUGGUGAGUAUGCUCUCGACCUUCCCGAUAUGAACAACAUCCACUCCAAGAUGACGGCACUCAUUCACCAAGGCCUACUUGGUGGCUACAUUUCCUUCUCGAGAGAGAAAUUCGCAAUUCAAGGUGCAAAGCUCAAGGGAGCACUGGCAGCUGGCUUCCCAAACGCCUGGAAGACCAUCGAAGCCCGUGCUGACGACGAAGUACCCGGCUGGAAACUGGAAACCAGCGGGCCUGCAUUUGGAGGCGGAGUUGUACGACUGAGCGGAGCGCGACCAGUGGGACUUUCUUAG